Molecule: messenger RNA, 1568 nt
Organism: Cucurbita maxima (winter squash)
Lineage: Eukaryota; Viridiplantae; Streptophyta; Magnoliopsida; Cucurbitales; Cucurbitaceae
Product: light-inducible protein CPRF2-like
Exons: 6
Coding region: 43-1356 (437 amino acids)
Biological process (GO): regulation of DNA-templated transcription
Molecular function (GO): DNA-binding transcription factor activity
Source: RefSeq, a predicted model, not a curated record
AGGAAAACAAAACAAGUCGGACUCUGAGGAUCAACGACGACGAUGCACACUUUCUUCUCAUCGGAAGACCUCUUGGAUAGUUCCUUCUGGUCGUCGCCGCCACCGCCGUCGUCUUCGCCGCCAUCUCAUUCUCCUUUCCGAUCUCCCGAACCUUCCUUGGCGAUGAACGGAAGCUUGUCCGAGUGGGCGUUGGAGAGGUUUCUCGAGGAAGUUUCGUCGUUCCCUGUGAAUAGUUAUCCUUCCACUACCUCCAAUCGCGUGACGGUUUCUCCUGUGGAUGUGGCAUCUCCUGCUUCUCAGUCUUCGACUUCGAAGCGUGAUGAAGAUGAUGAGAUUGUGGAGAUCAAGAAGGCGGAUUGUGAUCAUGAUCGGUCUCAGCCUAUUCCGUCUUUGGAUCCGUCAAAAAUGGUUCGAAGUGAUUCUGAUCGGUACCGUAUGUUUUUGAAGAAUCAGCUUGAUAUGGCUUGCGCUGCUGUGGCUCGCUCGAGGGCCUCGUCGUCGGAACCCAAAGGUCCAGUCCAGCCAGCUGAACACCGUGGGCAAACGUCGAGUGGUUUUCAAUUUGGCUUGCAAGCUCCGGGGCAAGUGGCUCUAGGCUCUGAUCGUGGCACUUCAACAAAAGAAAGUGACGCUAAUGGUAGUCCACUUGGGAUCCCAUCCUUACCUGCAAUGCCUAAGAAACAAGGGCUACAAACUGCCCAAACAACAAGUGGAUCGUCCAGAGAUGAGUCUGAUGAUGAUGAUCUUGAAGGAGACAUUGAAAACAGUGAGAAUAUGCAUCCUUCCGAUGCAAGACGCGCUAGGAGGAUGUUGUCAAAUAGAGAAUCAGCAAGACGCUCCAGACGAAGAAAACAAGCACACUUGAAUGACCUUGAGACCCAGGUUGGUCAACUUAGGGUUGAUCACUCUACUUUGUUAAAGUGUCUCACGGAUGUCAAUCAAAAGUACGAUGAUGCAGCUGUUGACAAUAGAAUUUUGAAAGCUGAUAUCGAGACUUUAAGAGCGAAGGUGAAAAUGUCUGAAGAAACAGUGAAAAGAUUGACAGGAGUGAACCCACUGCUUGUUGCCAUGUCUCAGAGCCAAAUGCCAUUUGUGAGUAGCCAAAUGCCAAUGCAAUCCAACUCCCAAUUCUUCCACCAAAAUAUGUCUGCCUUCGGAAACAGCCCUCCACAUCACCGAAACUUGGAAGGCCCUGGCGGAAGAUCACAGAAUGACGUGGCAACCAAAAUGACUGAUAUGGCCUCCGUGCACCAUGUAAUUGAUGAUAUUGAUCCUGUGCAGAAGCAUGCCAUGCAUGGCCCCGUAUCAGGUUGGGAUGCAGAGCCGUCGCAUGCAGCUCCAAAUCAAAAGAACUGAAGGAUUAAAUCUGUCGUUUUUGUAAGCAAUAUUUCCUCUUAUAUUUUCAUUGGGGAUUGUGGGCUAGGAUUAAUAAGAUAAGAAAAAUACUCUUCUUACCUUUUCUUUUCUAUUCUAUUUUCAUUUCAUGCUCCACUACUCUGUAUUAAGACUCGGAUCUCGUUGGUUUAGGUUUUUUUCUUUUUUAAAGAAAUCAGUUUUGUAGUUGACAA